AUGAUACAGGUCAAAGUAUAUAGACAACAGAUCCAACCCACCUCAACCGCCUUCCAGAACAAUCACCAGCCUACCACACCAGAGAUCGCAGUAAGACCAGACACCUCAGCAACCAAGAUGCCUGCCUGGAACCCAGACAAAGACAUUCCCUCCCUCGCCUCCAAUGUCAUCCUCAUCACAGGCGGCACAGCUGGUCUCGGCUCCGGCUCCAUCUCAGAGCUAGCCAAGCAUGCACCAGCCCAUAUCAUCUUCACAGGUCGCAACCAGCAAUCCGCCGACGCCUUGAUCAAGAAGCAGUCGACCGCCACACCAAACGUGAAGGUCACAUUCAUAAGAUGCGAUAUCUCCUCCUUCGCCUCCAUCGCCACCGCUUCGGACGAAAUCCUCGCUCAAAUCUCUCGCCUCGACAUCGUCAUGCUAAAUGCUGGCGUCAUGGCCGUCGACGCCGCGGUCUCGGUAGACGGCUACGAAAUCCAGAUGAUGACGAACCACCUCGGCCACGCCCUCCUCAUCCGGCGCCUGCUCCCGAUACUCCAGCAAACAGCCACCACCCACGGCGAUGCCCGCGUAAUAAACCUGACAAGCGUAGCCUAUACCCAAGCCCCCAAACUCGGAAUCGACUUCGCCACGCUCAAGACUCCGCAGGAGAACCAAGGCGGCCUCAUACCAGGAGGCAAAUACCCUAAAGCAAACUAG
Messenger RNA from Recurvomyces mirabilis, 696 nucleotides. RefSeq lists its product as uncharacterized. The transcript has 2 exons. Bases 1 to 696 code for a protein of 231 amino acids. Lineage: Eukaryota; Fungi; Ascomycota; Dothideomycetes; Mycosphaerellales; Teratosphaeriaceae. The record is from RefSeq and is a predicted model, not a curated record.